Molecule: messenger RNA, 1235 nt
Organism: Manihot esculenta (cassava)
Lineage: Eukaryota; Viridiplantae; Streptophyta; Magnoliopsida; Malpighiales; Euphorbiaceae
Product: putative RING-H2 finger protein ATL21C
Exons: 2
Coding region: 165-1079 (304 amino acids)
Molecular function (GO): polysaccharide binding
Source: RefSeq, a predicted model, not a curated record
AAAGCUUGCCAGCCUCUCACCGAAAGUCACCUAGCCAAUCCCCAUAAAACAAUGCCACAUGCCCCUUCCAGAAUAUAUAUAUAUAUAUAUUGUAUAGGACAUGACCUAUGCUACACAUCUCAUCAACAAUUCUCUCAUCUCCAGUCUCCCUUUCUGUGUAGAAAAUGAUGUUUAAGCACUCUUCUUUCACUCUUUUCUCCUUAGUUUUCAUCAGUAUCCCCUGCUUGAUCUCAGCACAAGCCUGCCAGAAUUCCUGCGGCAAAAUGCCCAUCAGGUAUCCAUUUGGGACUGGCCUUGGAUGUGGCGAUCCACGAUUCCAAAAACAUGUAACUUGCAAUCAAGACAAGCUCACCUUCACAACCCAUACUGGCUGUUAUCCUGUCAAUAACAUAGACUACACCAAUCAAGUUAUAUACAUCUCUGAUCCUUCUAUGUCAACCUGUGCUUGCACUCAACCAAGCAAAGGCUUUGGCUUGGACUGGGACGCCCCUUUCUCUUUUCAUGAUGAUACUGUCUUUACUUUGCUCGACUGCUCCACCACUUCAUCUCCCAUUUAUAAAACUAACAGCAAUAGUUAUAAUAAUGGCACUGUAGUCCCUCAGUGUGAUAGAACUGGCGCACCAAUUUGCAGUUUCUUGUACUCCUGCCAAGCCAUCAGCAUGCUCAAUCUCCCAAUCUCUACUUGCUGUGUUUACACUCCGGUUGAUCUCGGACCAUCAUUUGAAAUGGAUUUACAGAAGCUGCAAUGCAGUUCUUAUUCUGGGUUUUAUAGCUUUGAUGGACAGGAGGCUAAUCCUGAAAAUUGGAAGUAUGGAAUUGCACUGAAGUACAAGUUUAAUGUGUAUAAUGACUAUCCUGGUUCAUGUGCUGAUUGCGAGAGGAGCAAUGGUGUUUGUGGGUAUGGUGGAGCUUACAAUACUUUUAUCUGUAACUGUCCUAAUGGUCUCAACACUACAUCAGACUGUUUCUUUGGAUCAUCAUAUAAUCAUGGUUCAAGCCUUCUCCAAUGGCAGACAGGCAACUGGGUGAUCUAUUCCUCGGCUUUAUUUCUGGUUUGGGCCUUGCUGUGCAGUGUGUGAUGAAGAUCAUCAGGUGGACGAAAGUUUGCAUAAAUUGUAUUAACGUCUUCAAAUGUAAGAAAUGUCAGAGUUUUCACUUUUCUUUUUCAAAUGCCAGCCUCUGUUUUGUUAAGGAAUUCAUAAGCAUUGGGAUAUCUUUAUUUUAUGACUCGUUUC